AUGCCAUCCAGCACGCUUACCUCGCCUGAUUCAGCAACCAACGAUGCCGUUCAUGAGCCUUUGCCCUACGCAGCUGAGGAAAUAUGGGCCAUGAUUCUCGCAACCGCACAGGCCGAGGACGAGUGGCUCUUGGUCCCUGACGGGAACGAGAACACUUUCCGAACCAAGUCGUGGCUGCCUAUCGCCUUGAUAUGUCAGAGGUUUCGGAGCAUCAUCACGCCGACUGAGGACAGCCAACGCGCGACCUGCAUCGACCUCACUCUUGAGAAAAUUCGGAGGGUGCUCAAUGUGCCUCCAGGUCAAAGCAUUACCGCCUUCCUCUCAGACGACGCCAAUGCCACUGCCAGCCGAAUCAUGAUAUCGCAGAAAUGGAAAGGCGUACACAAGCUGACCGUGCGCCGUCUCGCGCGGCACACUCAAGAAGAAUUGUUGCUGGCGGAACAAGAGCAAUCUGCUUUCAUGGGCGAAUUCACAUCUUGGUUCCCUCGUGGAUCAAGUUAUCUCCCGGAGUUGCGGGAUGUGAUCUAUCAAUCGGAGCUCGAAGGUGAAGGCGACCCUGAAGUGCAGGACGUUCUCGGCAGCCCUGAAGUACAGGCGGUACUCGACAGCCCUGAAGCGAAGAAGGACGUCUGGACCAUCCCGCAGAUCUUCUCGUCCAGCAGAUCUAGACAGGACGAGCUGCAGUCGGACCAGAGCGACGGUUUCGCUAGCCUUUGCGUGUUGAAGCUCGCAAGCAAGGGCAACUUUCCAUCGUUGAAGCAUAUCGUGUUCCAGUCCACGCGGGAAGGCUCAAGUGACCGAUAUGACGAGCAUUUCAGUGAUGGGCCGAUCGCCUACUGGCUCAAAGCACUCACGCAAGCCUACCCCGAGAUAGAGGUCCACUGGGCGGGGGUUCCUGGGUUGUGGCAGAAUUUGCGAGGUUAUGUACCACCGCUCACCACAUGCUACAGCGCUUCCGACAAACCGCCAGUCCCCCCAGUGCCCCCACACUUUCCGGAAGGUUCCUCAACCCCCUCGCCCCGCUCGAUCCGAUGGAUCAGCUCUGCAACACACGUCGAGGAUGAUGAGAGCUUGAAGGAGGCAAUGUCCAAGCUUCAGACGUCUCUCGCUGCAAUGGGGGAUGAGAGCGUGAGCGAAUUCACGGGGUACAUCGGGGGACUUUGGGGAAGGAGGGACCUGAUCAGCACAGCGGAGGCCGCAGAGUCCGCACUGCGGGAAAAGGCAAAGAAGAAGAAAUGGUCGUUUGCUUUCGCUCACGGUCCGACCGGUCCCUCCACCUAG
This is a messenger RNA of Dioszegia hungarica, 1281 nucleotides long. RefSeq lists its product as uncharacterized. The coding region runs from base 1 to 1281 and encodes 426 amino acids. NCBI's taxonomy places the organism in Eukaryota, Fungi, Basidiomycota, Tremellomycetes, Tremellales, Bulleribasidiaceae. The transcript has 3 exons. The record is from RefSeq and is a predicted model, not a curated record.